AUGAUCUGUCUACAAGCAGAACUUGCAACGAAGGCAAGCCACAUAACACAGAAACAUCUCAGGAAACCCAGAGUAAUUCCACUUCUCCUCAGAACAAAUUGCCUCCACCGAAAUGUACCAAUAUUGUGGAUAUAAGUCAAGACAAUGAGGGGGAAACUGAGUUGAAAAAACAGGAGGAGGAUCUGCCGAAAGAAAAGGGAUUACAAGCUGAUACAGACUCUAUCAAAGAUGGGGAAGAGACCAAUAGUGUUAUAGCCCCUGCUAAAGAGAGAAUUUCAGCUUCUGAGAACAUGGAGUUUCCCUUAGAUGCUGCCAUCGAGAUUCUUUGCAGCAGUGAGUUCAAUUCAACCACACCCAAACCACAUAAAGAGAUGGCUCUGGUUUUGCAGCAUACUUAUGGUAAAAUGGAGACAGAGAAAGCAGACACAUCAGAUAGAACACAUUACUGCACCUCACAGGAACAAGAAGACCAAAUCGACACACCUCCCAGGGAGGUGAAACUCAUCACUACAUUAAGAGAUUACUUGACUAAAUUUGAGUCCAUUGUUAAGAAACCAGAGCCAAAGACAUCAGAUACACUCUGUGAAACUGUGGAAAUGAACUUGCCACAGAUUUGUGAAACUCUCCAGAAUGUCAACAACCAUAAGGAGCAACCAGUUCAACUGGUUGUCCUUGACAGGGUGGAGUUGCCCAAUCUGAGACCAAAUGCAAUGCCUCUCCCAAUAGAGAUAUGCAGUCUGAUUAUCAACACAGAGAAUGACCUGAUUCAUAGUAAAGAACAGGAACAAGAGGCGAAAACAAGAGGUAACAACAAAGAUUGUUAUAGCAUUCCUUGCAUUAGCCCUGAUAGUACUUCCUUGUUGGAAGUCCCUGAAAAGUCCACUCAAACUCCUAUGGACAAGAAAACCACUGAAGUAGAAAUCUCCACAACUGUACCUGACAUUAACCAUGAUAUUACAAAUGCAGAAAAUGAUGCCUCAAAAGAAUGGCAAAGACAGAAAAAUUGCACUCUUGAUGCAAACAACAUGACCAUGCUCAAAGCACUAGCAGAAUUAGAACCUGAGUAUUCAGAAUUUUGUAAAACAAAAGAAAACGCCAACCAGAAGCCAACAACCCACAUUGUAAAGCUGAACACUAGGUAUUUUCAUAGAAACUUCAGUGUGGCUGAUAUCUCAAACGUAUUAAUGCAUGGAGACAAAGCUGCUUCCUUGGUUGAACUUUGCCCGUUGCGAGCCAAAAGCAAAGUCAUGCUGCAGUACUUCAGCUUAAACUUUGAGAGAAAACAGAAUGUUGAGGCCAAUACAACAAUCGUCUCAAGAGAUCAGAUUUUAGAGCGAAAUCUGGAGUGUCCUCCUGUACCAAUGGAACUGAAGUACGAGGCAUUGAAUUCUUUCCUGGAUCUCCAGAUAAUGAUGGAGGCCUGGCAGUUUGUAGAUAACAAGAUGCGAUAUUUGAGUGGACAAUCUACAUUUAGAAGUCUGCUGUGGUAUGAUCCCACCCUGUAUGGGGAACUCUUUAAAGGGAAGAUGGGAUUUCAGCAGCAGUCCUCUUUUAUAUUCCUCUUUCCAACAAAGUAUUGUCAAUGAAGGCCCAAUUGCAUUGCAGAGGUACCAUUUAGCUGUCUCUACAUUGAAUCAACAGCUGCAAAGGGCCCCAGAAAUGUCUUACUACAUGUAUCUCAAAAGCAAAAGAGAAAGGCUGGAGAUUGAGGCUGUAUUACGAACUCCCUCAGACAUACAGAACUUCUUCCUAUCUAUACCACUGUCUUGCAUGGUCAAUUUUGGCAACAGUGUGGAACGUUUACAGAGGGUCCAGGGGCUUGUGACUACUUUCACAGAGACUCCCACAGACAAGUUGGAAGCCGGAUUCGAUGUUGGAAAGGCAGAGCACCUUGCCAUGGUGUUCCGAUUUCUUCAGGAGAAAAUCUGCUAUUUGAAAGCUUGCAGCAACACGAUGGUCAGCAAGACGUCUUGGUUUGGCAUGGAACACAUCUUGUAUGACGCUUCGAAGAUACUGGUGUGGAGGGACGCGAAACAGGGUGCGAAGCAUGAGCCGCUGGCGAAAUACAAGAAAGCAAAUCCACAAAUUGUCUAUGGAGUGACCGAAUCUGGUGUCUCACUGUCGCAUACAAGCUUGUCAAAUAGGACCCAGCUCAUGGUUAAGACAGGGACCCCAACACAGAGAGUCAGACUGGCCAACAGAGUCUAUCGAGCUAGAGGUCGGGGUCGGAGGAGAUUGCCUAUGGAGAAUACUCGCUGUGCUGAGGUUUGUUGAUUUAUUUCCAUUUUUUGGUAGAUAAUACAUACGUAUGAUAUCAAAUAAUUGAAAUUGCCUUCAGUAACGUUUCCUAUGGUGAGAUUUUUCAACUAGUAAAAAGAGAACAAUUGUACUGUGUUUUUAUUGCUGUAUGGUUUAUUUUCCAGAAGAAACAUGCUGAACAUGGGUCUAUGCCAGUAAUAGACCUCACAAGAUCGUAAGUAAAUUAAAAUGUUGGUUUGUGUCAAUAGGCCAAUGGGGCUCACUGUUAUUUCCCUGGUGUAUCAGAAGCAAAACAUGGAUUAACAAAGUAGCAAUUGACAUGUCAUGUAUUCGUACCGUAAUAGAAAUCACUAAGUAAUGGUUUUGGAUGAGGGAAAAUAUAAACACUUUCGAUCAUCUAACUUUUGUCUUUUUUUCUUCUCUCCAACUCAAGCCCCAACAGGGAUAACCCAGAUGUAUACCACUUGGCCAAACCCCCAAACAACCCUGCAGCCCAUUUCCAGGCUUGGACACACCAAGAGAACCUUGCCAAGAGCCAGGUAGUAAACUGGGUUGAAAGGUCACGUGAUACGCAUGCAAUGGAGAGGAAUAUCCCUGCAUCUUUCUUACCCCAACCUGUGCCACCCUACCCUGAAAUCAGGGCCUGUCUAAGGACUAGUAAAACUGGGACAGUGCCAAACUCACAGAUCCAGUUACCUGCCUCAUUGGGAGGGGUAGGAAGUAAAUCAGAUGGGUGGCAACAGUGGACCCAAAGCUGGAUCCCCAACAACCCCCAGAACACAACAGGAAGUGAUCUGAGGCCAGUGCAUCCUCUGUGGAUUGGGGUUAGGGACAAUGGUCAUCCCCCCAUCAGAGAGCAUGUCCUAUCAGAGCAAAUUCAUCAGUCUUCCUGGUCUAGUCUGUCUUCCUCUCCUCUCCAGCCUCCUCCAUCUGUACCAGCAGGAAAUACAGCGCAACAAUCUCUGCGCUCCCUCCCACCUCUCACUAGCACUACAAAGUAUGUCCCUCCCCUGUGUGAGCCCACUCCUAUAAAUUACCCCUUUUUCCUCCUGAAUGGUCAGACCUAUUCCACUGCCAAUCCUGAAUUAUCCACAGCAACUAAUAGCAAAGAGGGAUUUCAUCCCUAUCCUACUUAG
Molecule: messenger RNA, 3395 nt
Organism: Coregonus sp. 'balchen'
Lineage: Eukaryota; Metazoa; Chordata; Actinopteri; Salmoniformes; Salmonidae
Source: the annotation of a GenBank genome assembly